AGAAAGUUGAUCAAGGAAGGUUUUGUUGGUUCCUGGAUUUUGAAAAAUGGACAGUCAGGGAAGGAAAGUGGUGGUUUGUGACAAUGGAACCGGGUUUGUGAAGUGUGGAUAUGCAGGUUCGAACUUCCCAGAGCACAUCUUCCCUGCCCUUGUGGGCAGGCCCAUUAUCCGCUCCACUGCUAAAGUUGGCAACAUUGAGAUUAAGAAUAACAAAAAGAUGGACUUGAUGGUGGGGGAUGAGGCUAGUGAGCUGCGUUCCAUGCUGGAGGUGAACUACCCAAUGGAAAACGGCAUCGUUAGAAACUGGGACGACAUGAAGCACCUGUGGGACUACACCUUUGGCCCCGAGAAACUCAACAUCGACUCCCGCAACUGCAAAAUCCUCCUCACCGAACCACCCAUGAACCCCACCAAGAACCGUGAGAAAAUAAUUGAGGUGAUGUUUGAGAUGUACCAGUUCUCGGGAGUUUACAUUGCAAUCCAGGCUGUGCUUACACUGUAUGCUCAAGGUCUGUUGACUGGUGUUGUGGUGGAUUCGGGUGACGGUGUGACUCACAUCUGCCCCGUGUAUGAGGGGUUCUCCCUGCCCCAUCUCACACGGAGACUGGACAUCGCAGGACGCGACAUCACCCGCUACCUCAUCAAACUGCUGCUUCUCCGAGGUUAUGCCUUUAACCACUCGGCGGAUUUCGAGACGGUGCGAAUGAUGAAGGAGAAGCUGUGUUACGUGGGCUACAACAUCGAGCAGGAGCAGAAACUGGCCCUGGAGACCACUGUUCUGGUGGAGUCUUACACGCUCCCUGAUGGCAGGGUGAUUAAGGUGGGUGGAGAGAGGUUUGAGGCUCCAGAGGCUCUGUUCCAGCCCCACCUCAUUAAUGUGGAGGGUGUGGGUGUAGCUGAGCUGCUCUUCAACACCAUCCAGGCCGCAGACAUCGAUACCAGAGCGGAGUUCUAUAAGCAUAUCGUCCUGUCCGGAGGAUCCACCAUGUACCCUGGCCUGCCGUCACGGCUGGAGAGGGAGCUGAAGCAGCUGUACCUGGAGCGUGUGCUUAAAGGAGACGUGGACAAGCUGUCGAAAUUCAAGAUCCGCAUCGAGGACCCCCCCCGGCGUAAGCACAUGGUAUUCCUGGGCGGGGCCGUCCUGGCCGACAUCAUGAAGGACAAGGACAACUUUUGGCUGACGCGAGAGGAGUAUCAGGAGAAGGGUGUUCGUGUCCUGGAGAAGCUGGGAGUGACAGUCAGAUAAACGCAGACAGAGUCCCCUUACCCUGCAACAUCCACAUACAGUCUCCACACACAUAUAUAUCUAUUUACCUCUCAUCUCCUCUCUUCUGCUACUCAUGCCAUUUGGUCGGCGGUUGUCGGAGCGAUAGCGGCUGUGCUGUGUAGGGUAACGGGGGCGUGAGUUUUGAGCAUUGGUGACACUGUAUCUGUAGCUGAAUGUCAUGUCAAGCUGACGUGACAGCAUCAUAAAGGUGUCACGACCCGUCAUUUGAACUUUUAUGUCAAUAUACGUCAGAGCACAUGUGUCCAAAACCAGUGGUCUCACAGUGAAUUGUCUGGAAAUUGUCUCAGCUUUGGUGUUAAUACCUUGUGCUUGUGGUAAAAGGCAUUCUGAUGUGGACUAGCUGUUGUCCACACAUAUGUCAGCUGUAAAAAACAAACAAACAAAAAAAAAAAACCACACAAAAAAAACAUGGGUUCCCUUAUGAUGCGGUAGGGUCAGCUGGGUAAAUGACAGUAAAAGUGUUUGUGUAUUAUUUAUGUGUGGGGAACGUGGUGGAACCUGAUGGUCAGUUUUUCCUGGGAAGGACAGCGUUCUCUGGCCAGUGUAACCGCCUCUGACACUGAACAACCAAAAUGAAUCACAGCUCCUCUUCCUCCCUGUUCACUCCAGCCAUCACGCUUUGCACCGUUUAGACAGGCCAGCUGUCUAAGAGAAAGAAAGAAAAAAAGAAAGAAAGAAAAAAACAGUGCGGCUUUUCCGUCUUUUGGCUUUUUUCCCCCGUCAUCUGUAUGUCUCUUCCCUCCUCUCCUUGGUGGGUUGUUCUUGUCCUAACAGAGGAGAGCUGUCUGAUACUGCUCUGUGGCGCAUUGGGGUGGGGUUAAAGUGUAUGGGCUUUGUGGAAAUGCAUUUUUUAUUUUCUAUUUGUUUUUUUUGUUUGGGUUGGUGUUUUGGUCAUUUCGACCACUGCCUUCGUCACUGACUCUAGGAUCCCUGAAACAUGGACAUUUGUCUUCUUUCCUCUUUCUAGCUAUUCCAAAUAAGGACUGAGCAGAUUUUUAUGUUUUUGUUGUUGUUGUUGUUGUUGUUGUUGUUGUUUUUUUAAAUAUGUAUACCUAUAUAUUCCGGUUGUAUUCUCUGUGUAGCAGAGGGGUUUAUUUUGCAGGCAUUUCUUUUUGUAGGCAUUCAUUAUUUCUGUGUUUUUCUUGGCUUGCAUUUUUGCAGUGCGUGACUUGAGUUGUAUUGAGGAAGAAUGGAGUUGUCUGCUCACAUGCAGUCAGUGGCAUCCCACUGAGAAACGUUUGAGUGUUGGAGUCAUUAUGAGGGACAUAACCCUCCUGGCUGUGUUUCCUCAAAGUGUCACUCAGAGGUCAGGGUGGGGAAGGAAUAUGGCUAAAAAAGGAAUAAAAAAAAGGAAAAAAAAAGAUUUGGUAUCUGUAAAAGUGCAGACAUGGAAAAACGCUGGUUUUUAACGUUUUUUUUCCUUUCCUAUCAUGGUCUCGUGUAUACUGGAGGGACUUCAUGCGCAGUUUGUUU
Messenger RNA from Chanos chanos (milkfish), 2761 nucleotides. RefSeq names its product actin related protein 2b (gene actr2b). Lineage: Eukaryota; Metazoa; Chordata; Actinopteri; Gonorynchiformes; Chanidae. The transcript is spliced from 10 exons. The record is from RefSeq and is a predicted model, not a curated record. Bases 47 to 1246 code for a protein of 399 amino acids.